Molecule: messenger RNA, 925 nt
Organism: Zychaea mexicana
Lineage: Eukaryota; Fungi; Mucoromycota; Mucoromycetes; Mucorales; Lichtheimiaceae
Product: sorting nexin-3
Exons: 4
Coding region: 131-613 (160 amino acids)
Biological process (GO): endocytic recycling; late endosome to Golgi transport
Cellular component (GO): retromer complex; early endosome membrane
Molecular function (GO): phosphatidylinositol-3-phosphate binding
Source: RefSeq, a predicted model, not a curated record
UGCCCCUAUUAGGAUGGGAUUUCGUCACCGACCUUUGUCGAAUCUGUGAAAGAGUGCUCUUUUUCUUCUUUCUUUCUUUUUUUUCUUGUUUCUUUCGCCACAAAAACAAAUUAACACACUAAAAAAGAUCAUGUCGACCACAACAGGCUCGUCUGCACCUCGAUUCCAAGCUUUUGAAACCAUGGCCGGUCCCAUUACCAGGGAACAGACUGUGGAAGAACGUUAUGGCAUUCCCGAGAACUUUUUAGAAAUCGAAGUGAAGAAUCCGCAGACCCAUGGCUUUGGUCGCAAGAUGUAUACCGAUUACGAGAUCGUUUGCAGGACGAAUAUUCCCGCAUUCAAACUCAAGCAAUCCUCGGUACGCCGACGAUACAGUGAUUUCGAAUGGUUCAGAGAUGUGCUGGAACGCGAGUCAACCCGUGUGAAUAUCCCACCGCUUCCAGGCAAAGUGUUUACGAAUCGAUUUGCGGAUGAAGUGAUUGAACAACGAAGAGAGGGUUUGGAACGCUUUUUACAAAUUGUGGCUGGUCAUCCGCUCUUGCAGACAGGCAGCAAAGUCUUGGCCGCAUUUAUCCAGGAUCCCAACUUCUCCCGCGAUACGUACAACUACUAAAAAAAAAGAAAAAGAAGGAAACGAGUAAAACGGAGAGGAUGGCCAUCACACAUAAUAUUCAAUACGCACGCGACACACACACACACACACGCCAUGCUUGAGAACUCUUGGAGAUUUUUGAUGGGGGAGAGACACCAGGUGUGUAGCAAGUAUAUGUCUUCUUCCCCGGGCACAUAUUUUUACCCUUAACCAUCCAUAUACGCCACCCUAUCAAAAUGAUGUUGCUUACCACUACUACUACUACUACUACUAGUUCUUGACUAUAACUAUAUACUUUAUACACACCGAAUAUACAUGUGUCCCCAACCCUCC